Molecule: messenger RNA, 1518 nt
Organism: Carassius carassius (crucian carp)
Lineage: Eukaryota; Metazoa; Chordata; Actinopteri; Cypriniformes; Cyprinidae
Product: protein arginine N-methyltransferase 8-B
Exons: 10
Coding region: 68-1306 (412 amino acids)
Biological process (GO): peptidyl-arginine methylation
Cellular component (GO): plasma membrane
Molecular function (GO): protein-arginine N-methyltransferase activity
Source: RefSeq, a predicted model, not a curated record
AACUUUUCUAGGACAUUUAGUGACAACACUUGCCCUUAUCGAGUUACUCCGGAUCCCUUUGGCUCGUAUGGGACUGAGGCACUCAUCGCGGUGCCUGCUCCUGCGGAGAAAGAUGGCGGAGGCGGAGAGCUCGGAGCAGCAGCAGCAGCAGCAGCAGCAGCAACAUAUUUCCAGUGCUCCCUCAUCCCAGUCCUUACAACCAUCUCUACUACCAAAGCCAGUCACAUCCGUUCAUCAUGUUCCUCACCCUCCACACACGCCGCACGUCUCCGCGCUUUCUGCCUGUCCGGGCCGAGGCAAGAUGGCCAAGCUACUCAACCCGGAAGAGAUGACAUCACGGGAUUACUACUUUGACUCCUAUGCCCACUUUGGUAUUCAUGAGGAAAUGCUGAAGGAUGAGGUUAGGACACUGACCUAUAGGAACUCCAUGUACCACAAUAAACAUAUCUUUAAGGAUAAGAUAGUUCUAGAUGUGGGUAGCGGAACCGGAAUCCUCUCCAUGUUUGCUGCCAAGGCAGGAGCCAAGCAUGUAUAUGGGAUUGAAUGUUCCAGUAUAUCAGAGUAUUCAGUGAAAAUCAUCAAAUCAAAUCACCUGGACAAUGUUAUUACCAUCAUUAAAGGGAAAGUGGAGGAGACUGAAUUGCCGGUGGAUCAGGUGGACAUCAUCAUUUCAGAGUGGAUGGGCUACUGUCUUUUCUAUGAGUCUAUGCUCAAUACUGUCAUCUAUGCCAGAGACAAAUGGCUGAAACCUGGAGGUUUCAUGUUUCCAGACAGAGCGACCUUAUAUGUGGUUGCCAUUGAGGAUCGGCAAUACAAAGACUUCAAAAUCCACUGGUGGGAAAAUGUCUAUGGUUUUGAUAUGACCUGCAUUCGGAACGUUGCUAUGAUGGAGCCCCUGGUGGACAUAGUAGAUCCUAAACAAGUCGUGACCAACUCCUGCCUCAUUAAGGAGGUGGAUAUCUACACGGUGAAGCCUGAAGAUCUGAUGUUCACCUCGGCCUUCUGCUUGCAGAUCCAGAGGAAUGACUAUGUUCAUGCUCUCAUCACGUACUUCAACAUUGAGUUCACCAAGUGUCACAAGAAGACGGGCUUUUCUACAGCCCCUGAUGCUCCCAGCACUCACUGGAAGCAGACAGUGUUUUAUCUGGAGGAUUACUUAACGGUGCGGAGAGGAGAGGAAAUCCUGGGCAGCAUCACCGUGAAGCCCAACGAGAAUAACGAGCGUGACUUGGAUUUCACCUUUGAGCUGGAUUUCAAAGGACAGCUCUGUGACGCAGCCAUCUCCCACGACUACAAGAUGCGGUAAAACUCAAGCAGCAUCCUGAGUCAGGCCACCGUUUCCCAGGAAGAUUCGGUGGAGAGACAGAAUGUGUCUCUGCCUCUUUCUGAAUCAGAGAGACUACUGAACUGCAGGACCGCUCAGUGAUGUCAUCAGAGAGAGUCCAGCACUAAAAGCAAUAGUGUCAUCAUCUUGUAGUGUCAAGAUCUUGAAUGCACAAAGAGGAUAGACUGUGAAAA